AAAUCGAAUAUUUUAUUGCAUAUUUCAAUUUUAUUCGUAUUCGUUUGUUCGAUCAUAAAGUGGUGCCGUUGUCAAAAUGAAUGAUCAAUUAUACUUUAAAAUGAAAGAUUAACCAUUUUAACAUGAUUGUUAAAAAAAUUAUGUUUUCAAAAUUUAAAUGAAAUCUCUGAUAAAUGUUACAAUGCCUUUUUUAGAACUCGUUAAAACUUCAUACAUUAAGCAGAGAAUAGGGAGCUCGAAAAGAAAUGGUUUGCGUCAUGCCAUUUUUAGCCCUCAAAGCAAAGGACUUUUCAAAAGUCAUUACAUUGGCGAAUGGAAGGACGACAUAAGAGAAGGCAUAGGUAAAGAAGUGGACAGAGAUGGAUGGAUGUACAAUGGUAGCUGGCUCAAUGAUAAAAAACAUGGUUGCGGUAUUUUGAGCAAAAUUUCAAAAGAAGACCAUACUAUUCAUCGAUAUUAUAUUGGCCAAUGGGUGGCUGGAAAAAAGCAAGGAUUCGGACAUAACUGGUUCGAAGAUGGUUCUUACUAUGAAGGUGACUUCUGUCGAAAUAAACGACAUGGUUAUGGCCGUAUGUGGCAUUGUAAUGGAGAUUAUUACGAGGGCGCUUGGAAGGAUGAUUUUUACCAUGGCAUGGGAUUGCUCGUUAAAGAAAAUGGCAACAAAUAUGAGGGUCAGUUUAUUAAGGGCAAGAAAGAAGGUUACGGCACAUUUUAUCACAUAAUUACCGGUCAAGAGCAGCGUGGUUUCUGGACAAAUGAUUGGUUUAUAAACGGAACCAUGUCAGAUGCAGAUUUUCGACAAUCUGCAACUCGUCCAACACCAUAUCCUAUUCCGGAACUGAAAGUGAUAACGGAUAUUAACAAUGCUCAAGAUACUUCGGAAACUAUAUAUGAUAACAAAAAGGGGGAAUCCUUUUUCACUGAACCUUUUUGUAAGAGAGCAUCGAAGCGUAUAGUUCCGAAUAUAUGCGUGUCCAUAAACACGUGCCCUUGUUUAAAUUCCGUUUUAUGAACAUAUAUUCUUACAGUUUAAAAUAACACGUAAUACAGAAUGAGUCGAUGUUAUUUGUAUAAUUUAUUCUAGCAAAAGUACUUCAAUUUUGCAUAUAUUUCUUUCUAUCAACAUAUGUAUACACGUAUAAACCGUUUGUUCGCAAUAAAAGCUAUGUACAAUAAUUUAAUUGCCGCUUCUUUAGCGACGGCAGUAAUUUUGUACAGACAGAGACAAUAAGACUGAAAAUUAUUUUGUCUCCGCGUAAAAAGCUUUUCAAACGUUACUUGAGCACGGGACUUAUUAUGUGAAAAGAAAUAAACGAA
Messenger RNA from Bombus impatiens (common eastern bumble bee), 1317 nucleotides. RefSeq names its product MORN repeat-containing protein 3. The record is from RefSeq and is a predicted model, not a curated record. Lineage: Eukaryota; Metazoa; Arthropoda; Insecta; Hymenoptera; Apidae. The coding region runs from base 158 to 1012 and encodes 284 amino acids. The transcript has 4 exons.